Molecule: messenger RNA, 1170 nt
Organism: Emiliania huxleyi CCMP1516
Lineage: Eukaryota; Haptophyta; Isochrysidales; Noelaerhabdaceae
Exons: 5
Coding region: 1-1170 (389 amino acids)
Biological process (GO): protein phosphorylation
Cellular component (GO): cytoplasm
Molecular function (GO): ATP binding; protein serine/threonine kinase activity
Source: RefSeq, a predicted model, not a curated record
AUGGUGGAUCGGUUUACUGCUCCCGGUUGUGUACCUGUGUUAGUGCCAGUGUGGCGCUUUUCCCGUGCCCAGUGUCGUGAGAGGGAGCUCUACGUCAUCCAAUCGUCUGCCUCUCCCGCGCCAAUGAUCUCCGACUGCUUCAACGCCGCUCGCUGGCACCUCCGCGCGGCCUUCACCGCUCGCAGCGAAAAGUGCGAGGGCAGCGGUGGCGGCACCGUCCUACUCGGCAGCAAAGUCGGCGAGGGCUCCUUCUCGGACGUGUUUGCGGCCACGGAGCGGCUGCCGGACGGCAGUACCAGCCGCCUCGCCGUCAAGCGCGUGCGGCUCGGCGGCCUGCCAGAGGCGGACGCUGACGCUUGCCUGCUCGAGGCGACGGUGAUGGCCGACCUGCCGCCUCACCCGCACCUCCUCGCGACUGUGGGUAGCGUGCGGCGGCCCAGCUUUGUCGGGCCCGGCGAGGAGCUCCUGCUCCUCUUCGAGCUCUGUCCGGAGGGCUCCCUCGCCGAGUACCUCGUCGGCCGCCGCGCGUGGGCGCGCCCGCUCGAUGGCGAUGGCGUCCUCGCCAUCUUCACUCAGGUGUGCGGCGGGCUCGCGCACCUGCACGCGCACGGCUGGGCGCACUGCGACGUCAAGCCCGAGAACCUGCUCCUCUCGGCGACCGGCUGGAAGCUGUGCGACUUUGGCUCCGUCCGGGACGCACCCUUCCGCUACGUCGACGGCGUCACGAGUCCGCCGGAGCUGUCUGAAGCCGAGGAGCGGAUCCACCGCACCUCGACGCCGCAGUACCGCCCGCCCGAGAUGUACGACCUCAGAGCUGGCGAGCCCGUCUUCACGCCGGCUGACGUGUGGGCCGUCGGAGUGCUGCUGCGCAGCCUCUUCGGCACGGCGGGCGAGGAGCGGCUGGGCUGUCUCGGCUAUGAGCCGGCGAAGCAGCUGAGCGGUGUGGUCUGCGCGGACCAGGUCUGCACGGACAAGGAGGCGCUGCGGCCGGUACACGCGUGGGCAUGCGCCGACCUCUCCUUCGAGGCGCACAGCCUGCAGAGCCUCGAGCUCUCCUUUUGGCGCCGCCGCCGCUGGGCGCCGCACUCCCUCGUGGGGAGGGCGACGGAGGCGCCGCCCGCAGACCAGCCGGCGGCGGCGGAGGAGGAGCCAUCGUGGGCCACUUUCUGA